AUGAUUUUUUAAAAUCAAAUUGGGUUUCUUUUCACUUUUGAUGCUGUUUGAUAAAUAAUAAUCCUUUAAAUUGACUUUGGGUACAAAAAUUUACAUUCUUGUUCAUUCAAAUACAGGAAGUACAUAUUUCAGAACAGAAGGAAAAAAAGGAAGUUUUAAAGUUAAAUAUGAGUGCAAAUAAAACCCAAUUAAGUCAACAUAGAAAAAAGAAAUAUGUGUUUAAAGAACGAGAAUCACCAUUUCCUGUACCAAUAGCAUCUAUAACAAGAGAGGAUCCAAACCAGAACUACUGGUUCCAUUACACUGGGCAAAUACAAGGAGACUAUGUGAUCGUCACUCACUCUGGUGAUAUUUCAUAUCUUCAGAGAAUGGGCUUUUUUGGGAAAGGUUUGACGUCUAGAGGAGCACCUUCAACACAUAGAGAUCUGCCUUAUGUACAUUUACCAUCAACAACAGAUGGUGAACCUGAUGUUGUUCAUGUCAUGAGAAGAAGAAUGUAUUUGAAACACAUGAAGUGGAAAAAGUCACAAGAUAUAAGACUGGGUAAUCAGGGUGAAGGUGAUGCAGAUAAUGUGAUAGAUGAUGCAUUGGAAGAUGAGGAGUUUGACAGUGAUGUAGACUACACACAGACAGGAAAUGAGCAUGAUUGCCUCGAUUCAUGUAUGCCACAGUCUAACCCAGGGUGUACUUUAAACACUAAUUCUGUGAUUGAAAAUAUGCCUUUAAACACCACUAAUGCCACCAGUGUUGCUGAGCAACAGAGUUUAACCAAUAGAAACACUUCAACUUGGUCAUGGAAUGAAGAAUGUUCAAAACAGGAAGUCAAAGGUGAAUCAUGGGAAAAUGAAACUGCCAAUGAAAAUGCAGGUGCUGAUUCAUGGGAUAACAUGGAGGCAGACGAAGACUUUUGGGCAACUGAAGAAAAAACAAGUGAAAACAACAAAAGCCAAGAAAACAUAAGUGAAACGGUAUUAAAAAAUUAUGAUAAUAGUGACAUUCAAGUAACUGACAAGAAAAGAAUACAGGAUAAUGAUUUGUUUCACAUUCCAAAUAAGAAAAUGAAAUUUUCCAAGGAUAGCGCCACACUUGGAAAUGCUGAUGUUAUAACUAAUACUUCAAAAUGUAAGUUUGCUGAACCAGAUUUGAACAAUGGACAAAAUAAUAAACAACAUACAGACAAGUGUAAUAGUGAGAUAAAUGAACUGGGCACUACACAAGAAGAUAAGGUGUUUGUUAAACAUGAUCAGGGCAUAAAGGGAAUUAAAGAAAGAACUAAAUCUGAAGUAGACACAGAGGAAACAAAAUGCAAUGUUGAAAUGGAAAUAAGUAAUGGUAUUGAGAAACCAGACUGUUGUGAUAGUGGUGAUAAGUUAAAUGAUUCACAUACUGACAAUAGAGAAGUAGAAGCCAUUCAACCAGAACCAUUACCAGUACAUCCCUAUUGUAGAGAUGAUGAUGAUGAUAAUGGUGAUGAUAAUGGGGACUUGGAAGAUGAUGAAAAUGAUAAGACUGCAGUCACCGAAUAUCUUGUCAUAGAUGACUCAGACGUUGAUGACAGUACCUAUGUUGUGCAAAGGAAGGAAAAAUACACCUGGUUACCUGUCAAAAAGAAAGAAAUAUUUAAUUUCAAUGAACCAUUGUUGUUAAGCCUUGAAGAGGCCUAUUUUCUAACAUAUGGACUCGGCUGUCUUACUGUUCAAGAUGAGAAUCGUACCAACCUUUCAUUAACUGAUCUCUGGUGUAGAUUUUGUCACAAGAAGCAGUUUCUUCCACGUUAUGUAGCAUAUCAUUACUUCAGGAGUAAAGGAUGGGUGCCGAAACCUUCUAUCUUGUUUGGUACAGACUUUCUUGUGUAUAAAGUUGGUCCUGAAUUUUACCAUGCCUCGUAUUCUGUGAUAGUGAAGACUGUAUAUGACGGUACAUUUGAAGAAGUUGAAGAUUACAACAAUGGUAGGGUUACUUGGACCAGUUUCUUUGGUAUUAACAGGGUCACUGAGCAAGUUGCCAAGACUCUUGUUUAUUGUUAUGUUAUUAUGCCAAAAGACUUGAGUGAGGAACAAAAGAAAUCUCCAGAUUGUAUAGCAAGAUUUAAAGUCAGGUUACAGACAGUACAAAGGUGGAUCUCCUCUCAAGAAAGGGACAAGGAAAGAGUUAUAGAUGAUCUACCAGACAGCUAGUGUGAUUUGAUUGUUUAAGUCUUAAUAAAUUUUUAAACAUUUAA
This is a messenger RNA of Ruditapes philippinarum (Manila clam), 2221 nucleotides long. RefSeq lists its product as uncharacterized. Lineage: Eukaryota; Metazoa; Mollusca; Bivalvia; Venerida; Veneridae. The record is from RefSeq and is a predicted model, not a curated record. Gene Ontology annotation, cellular component: tRNA-intron endonuclease complex. The transcript has 10 exons. Gene Ontology annotation, biological process: tRNA splicing, via endonucleolytic cleavage and ligation; tRNA-type intron splice site recognition and cleavage. Gene Ontology annotation, molecular function: nucleic acid binding; tRNA-intron lyase activity. The coding region runs from base 168 to 2177 and encodes 669 amino acids.